This is a messenger RNA of Phascolarctos cinereus (koala), 908 nucleotides long. NCBI's taxonomy places the organism in Eukaryota, Metazoa, Chordata, Mammalia, Diprotodontia, Phascolarctidae. The record is from RefSeq and is a predicted model, not a curated record.
UUUGAUAUGCAGGAAUGGGAUCAGUUUUACAGUGACGUGUUAGGGAGACCCACUAUAUUAUGUGAAACUAUGGGAAAAGCUGAGAUGUGGCUGAUUCGAACAUACUGGGAUUUUGAAUUUCCUCGUCCAUACUUGCCAAAUUUUGAGUUUGUUGGAGGACUCCACUGUAAGCCUGCCAAGCCUCUUCCUGAGGAAAUGGAAAAAUUUGUCCACAACUCUGGGGAACAUGGUAUUGUGGUAUUUUCUCUUGGGUCAAUGGUCAAAAACCUGAUUGCUUCAGCUCUUGCCCAGAUUCCACAGAAGGUUGUAUGGCGAUACAAAGGAAAGACACUGGCCACCUUAGGUCCAAAUACCAGAACCUAUGACUGGAUUCCCCAGAAUGGUCUUCUGGGUUACCCCAAAACCAAGGCUUUUAUCACUCAUGGUGGAACCAAUGGAAUCUAUGAAGCUAUCUAUCAUGGAGUUCACAUGAUAGGUGUGCCCAUGUUUGCUGAUCAGCCUGAUAACAUCACUCACCUGAAAGCUAAGGGGGCAGCUGUUGAAGUGAACUUUCAUGACAUGACGACUGCAGACAAGCUUAAUGCUUUGAAGACAGUCAUCAACAACCCUUCAUACAAAGAGAAUGAUAUGAGAUUAUCAAGAAUUCACCAUGACCAACCUGUGAAACUAGACCGAGCUGUCUUCUGGAUAGAGUUUGUGAUGCGUUACAAAGGUGCUAAGCACCUUAGACCUGCUGCCCUUACCUGGUACCAGUACCAUUCCUUGGAUGUGAUUGGCUUCCUACUUGCCUGUGUGGCAACUGUUGUCUUCAUAGUCGCCAAAAGCUGCUUGUUUUGCUUCCGGAAGUUGGGUAAAAAAGGAAAGAAACAAAAGAGGGCAUAAUUUCUUCUGAUACCUAAGGAUGGAGG